AGCGUGCGCAUAAUAUGCAGCAUAAUCACAUCAAUUCGUCAGAUGUCAAAAAACCCAACAUGGCGUCGAGCGGAGGGCGAACGCCCGUCCAAGCUGCAACCCUGUCAGCCCCAGGCAGGUCCAAAACGCCGGUCCGGGUGGGCUACUACGAGAUCGAAAGGACUAUAGGGAAGGGGAACUUCGCAGUCGUCAAGCUAGCCACGCACGUCAUCACAAAAACCAAGGUUGCCAUCAAGAUAAUAGACAAGACACAACUGGACGAGGAGAAUUUGAAGAAGAUUGUUCGGGAGGUGCAGGUUAUGAAGCAACUGAGGCAUCCGCACGUCGUCCGUCUCUAUCAAGUCAUGGAAACAGAGAGGAACAUGUACUUAGUCACCGAGUAUGCCAGCGGUGGCGAAAUAUUUGAUCACCUCAUAUCCCACGGUCGGAUGACAGAGAGGGAAGCAAGACAGAAGUUCAAACAGAUUGUUGCAGCCGUCCACUAUUGCCACUGUAGAAAGAUUGUACAUAGAGAUCUUAAGGCAGAAAAUCUAUUACUAGACGCCAAUAAGAAUGUCAAAAUAGCAGAUUUUGGUUUUAGCAAUUUUUUUGAGAAGGGCCAGUUGUUGAAGACGUGGUGUGGGAGUCCGCCGUAUGCUGCGCCAGAACUCUUUGAGGGCAGGGAGUAUAACGGACCAAAGGCAGAUGUCUGGAGUCUAGGGGUUGUCUUGUAUGUACUAGUGUCAGGUGCUUUGCCGUUUGACGGGCCCACGUUACAAGGUCUGCGCUCGCGAGUCUUGUCGGGACAGUUUAGGGUACCUUUUUUUAUGAGCCCAGAAUGUGAACAGCUCAUACGACACAUGCUGGUCCUAGAUCCCAACAAGCGUUAUAACACGGACCAGAUCCUGGGCCACAAGUGGACCAAGACCGGCGAGCCGGACACCCCCUUUGACGACAUGAUCGCGGAGUACGACCAGCUUGCCACAACGGUGAACGGGCCGGAUCCAAUCAACGAACUCAUCGUCCAACAUAUGGUGUCCCUGGGGAUUGAACGGGAUCUCAUCCUACAGUCCUUGAGCGGCAAAAGCUUUGACCAAUUCAGUGCAAUCUAUCACCUCUUCCUCGACAAGUUAAAACGCCACCAAAAAUCCAACUCCCACCCUCACGACAAGAGUCGAAUGGCCGCCGCAACGACUACCAGUCCAUCACCAUCACCAAGCGAGGGCGGCGCAUCAGACGGAAUCGCGUCCAUGUCGUCAGUUUCGUCGAUAUCAUCAGGUGGGGGGCGGAGGCAGGGCUUGUUGCCCGGAGCGAUACCCCAAGUGCGCUUCACGAACGAAAACGAUCAGAUUAUCAUUCAGUCUGACCAGCCAGUGGAUGUAGACAGCGACCCUGAGGAACCGUGCCCAGAGGCCCUAGCUCGCUACCUCCAAGUCCGGCGGCAUACCCUUGGCCCGGCAGACCCAAGCCAGGAGGUUCCAGACCACCUGAAGAUGAAGCUUAUGCCGGCUCAGCAUGCCAAUCCCAGUACCGAGGGGGGCAGCUUUGGCCAGCAUCACCACCUUCUACCUACCUUGACUCCCGUGGUGCUUAACACUAACCUGCCCAUGAACUUGCCAUUGAUGACUGGGCUCAAUCAGCCAGAACAGCUUGUCACCUAUAAGGAACAAAAUCUUCUGAAGCCGCCAGCUCUGGAGGCCACGGGGGGUCACAACAGCUUCAGUCGUCGGGCGUCGGAUGGUGGCGCCAACAUGUACUUACACUUGCAGCAGUUUCAGAACCAGUUUCUCAGCAAAAGAACAAGCCAGCCAGUCAAUGUGGACCUGACUGGACAGACCUCAGGGGAAUCGUUACAACAGAGACUACCGCCGGUCUCAGCGACGGGCGUACCAGAGGAGGCGGAGAACUCGGACGAAGAGGAGCCUGACCAAGAAGAAGUUCAAAGGUAUCUAAGGAACAGAGGCGGUCGCUUCAGACACACGCUCUGCUCCGAAGUGCCCUCACAUGACCUACAGGAAGAGCUGCGACGGAACCUCAUACCGCAGCCGAUCAACGUCCCCCAGCGUUCAUCCCGGCGGGAGCGUUUCCACGUCCCGCCUGAUCGCAACCCUCACAUGCGAGACAUGAGUUUAUAUCCGCCGGCCAAUUACGUCUACACGCGCCGGGCCUCGGACGGCAUGCCCAACUUACAUGCCUUCAAGGCCCAUCUAGAGAGAGUGGCGGCCGGGGCAGCGUCAGGUGGGGGUGGAAGCAGCUCCGGAAGCCAGAAAAGCUCACUCAAGCAACUGCACAAGGAGUACCACCAACUACAGAAGCAGUGCUCACCGGUCGACCCAAAACUACAGGAGCUCCAACAGGCUCAACAUCAACUACACAAGGAGAAGAUGCUGAACCAGGUAACCCCGGCAACUGCAUCCACAGCCCCAGAAGAUGAGGAAGCAAAGAGGCAGAGAGAGCAAGAGGAAGAUGAUGAAGUGUUCUUCCAGUACCACAAUCGCUACAGUCGGCGGGGCCAGUCCGCCAUGGUCCCUCCCCAACCCCUGACAUUCCAGUUAGCCCAGGGUGGUAUCGGCAGCGGCACACCCCCAAUGAUACCAACAGUGAGAGCAGAACCCGCAACGGACGUCCAGACACAAGCCUUGCAACAACACCUACAGAGAUUACACCUACAGCGACCCUGCGACAGCCCACCAAUGCUCAAAAAGCUUCACAGUCCUAAUAGCCGAGCGAGCCCCCCUACCUCCAUCAGCCUCCCUGUUCAUCCUGAGGAGGUAAUUGAACCGUCCAUUGAUCCCACCGCUUACCCAACCCACCCGUUAUCCAUUGACAUGAGCCCCACGCUGGAUGCCCAGCCUGACAACCGGCCGGUGAAUGUGGGAAGCCCCUCACAAGGGAGCAGUCCUUUAAGUCAAGGGGCUGUAGGGGGUAGCAGCAUGUCUUCGCAGCGGGGCAGCCCACACAACCAUUCUGGGGAUAAUUGGUUUGGUGGGAUCAGGCCAGGCUUCUCUCCCUCUCCGCCAGUCAUUGUGACUUCGGCGGGAGGUGAGAUGCUAGACAUAGUGAACAUUGGGGGUCAGAGCAAUGAUUCACUGGAGAAUAUACUACCGGUGCUAUUCCAAAACCAGGGAGGCCGCUCCUCACAGGGGGAGAUUUCGGUGAAUCCGAGUAGCCUGACCUCAAGUUUGGUCUAUCAGCAACAGCAGCAGCAGCAGCAGCAGCAGCAACAACAGCAGCAGCAGUUGCAAAUGCUGCAAGCGGCUCAGUCACUUCAAGAACAGGAAGCAUUACAACAGCAAGUUGCUCUCCAGAAUCAGCAGAUGAAUCUCAUGCAGCAACAACAACAGCACCAGCACCAACAGCAGGCAUCACGGCAUGUGACAUUCGAACAAAUGAAUCAUGAUAUGAGCAGGCAGCAAGGAAUGCAGGGUGGUGUGGCAUUAGCACAACAGUCCAACCAACUUUUUCAACAGCAGCAGCAGCAGCAGCAGCAGCAACAACAACAGCAGCAACAGCAGCACUCACAGAUGAUCACUGAACCCAGUGGGGUGACAUUUCUCACUAGCCAGCUCCCGUCCAAUCAACAACAGGAAUCCAGGAAUCUACCACUCCCUGGGCUGAAUGGGGGUGUCCAGUUCAACAUCUCCAGCCAGCAACCAGUGAUGCAAGCAGCACCGCCCAGUCAGCACUACCCGCUGCCCAAUUUGAUGUCACCUGGAACGCUCCACUAUUUGCAGGGGAUUAACCAGCAACAGCGGAUUGAUGAUACAGACUUAGUGCAGGCAAUGGAAGAGUCCAACACG
Molecule: messenger RNA, 3779 nt
Organism: Patiria miniata (bat star)
Lineage: Eukaryota; Metazoa; Echinodermata; Asteroidea; Valvatida; Asterinidae
Product: serine/threonine-protein kinase SIK3-like
Exons: 13
Biological process (GO): microtubule cytoskeleton organization; intracellular signal transduction; protein phosphorylation
Cellular component (GO): cytoplasm
Molecular function (GO): ATP binding; tau-protein kinase activity; protein serine/threonine kinase activity
Source: RefSeq, a predicted model, not a curated record